Molecule: messenger RNA, 2814 nt
Organism: Rhipicephalus microplus (southern cattle tick)
Lineage: Eukaryota; Metazoa; Arthropoda; Arachnida; Ixodida; Ixodidae
Product: neprilysin-1
Biological process (GO): protein processing
Cellular component (GO): plasma membrane
Molecular function (GO): metalloendopeptidase activity
Source: RefSeq, a predicted model, not a curated record
AUGGCCGACGCGAGGAAGGCCAGCGUGACCUCUACAGCCAGCAAGUCUUCCUCGUCCGCGAAGUCUACUUCUUCCAAGGACAGCGGGAAGGUCAGGAAACCGAAAAAGUCGCGUGUUGCUGAAGACGGCAAGGCUGCGGAUGGCUGGGAUGAACCGGCAGCGCCACCAGGAGCAGUGCCUGCGCAGCCUGGUCCUUCUAAAGAAUCCACUAAAGGCUGCCAAAUCAAAAGGAAAGACCUACGCCCUCAUCGCCGCAGUCAUGCUUUCUGGACCUGUGCUGCCCCAAUCUGCAGCCUCGCUGAUCCUAGCGACUCACAGUUGCGGGACCGGCGCAGGCAACUGGACACGCCACUUCGUUCACGCUUCAGCGUGCAUGGAAGCGCCACCCCUCAACCUUUCCUGUCUUCCCAAAUACCUGGUUUCAUCGCGGAAAACAGCAUCGACACCGACAUCAGCCACUACCUCGCCUAUAAAAGACCAACACCGCCCGCCUGCGCUCUCCUCGCUGAUCCUAGCGACUCACAGUUGCGGGACCGGCGCAGGCAACUGGACACGCCACUUCGUUCACGCUUCAGCGUGCAUGGAAGCGCCUCCCCUCAACCUUUCCUGUCCUCCCAAAUACCUGGUUUCAUCGCGGAAAACAGCAUCGCCACCGGCAUCAGCCACUACCUCGCCUAUAAAAGACCAACACCGUCCGCCUGCGCUCUGUGGGCUCGUCACUUGUCACAGGCCAACUGCCCGACGAUUGGAAAAAAGGGAAGGUCAUUCCAGUCUUCAAAGCUGUACGUCGAAGCAAGUGCGAAAGCUGAAGCAGAGGCCAUGUACCGCGGCAAGGUGAUCAUGCUGUUCGUCGUCCCGACGAUCACCGUCUUGCUCAUCCUGAUGGCGGUGCUCAUCUACAUCGUCACCAUGGAAAAGCCCCGAAUACGCGUGGAUACGUGCCGGAGCGACGACUGUGCAGCCUUUGGUGAGGAGCUUUACGCUGCCAUCAACUGGUCCAUCGACCCAUGCCAAGACUUCCACGCGUUCGUGUGCGGUGGUUGGGAUGAUCCUCGGCGCCAAACGACGACCGAAUCACGAAUGGUAGCCGCUGCAUUAGACAUUGCGAUCGAGGAAGCCAAAGAAGACCUGGCGCAGCAAGGCAAAGCACCGCAGCAGCGCAGCAAGGCUACGCAGUUCUUCGAAAGCUGCCUCAUUGCCAGCACGCAGAAGCAGCACAACCUAAAGAGUUCGCUGAUCUCCGGCGCUCCCUGGGUCUCUUAUGACCCGAGCAUGAUCCUAGACACGCAGCCCACCCUCUCGACAGUCAUGUUGCCAGUGCGCCAGUCCGUCGCCCUGCUUGUCUCCCGCGGUCGCCUAGAUAACGUCUGGGAGGAGAAGCUGCGCGCUGUGAGGACGGUCGAAGCAUAUGAGAGCUACGUAAAUAAUUAUUACGAUGUUCUAAAGAUCACCGGCUCGCAAGCUGGCGUGACCGCCGCAGAGCUGCUCGAUAUUGAGAACACCAUACUCAAAGCUAAGUUUGAGUUCAUGUACGGCUCUCCUCGCCAAGACUGGUUCCAAGUGAGCGCCCUAGAUGGAAAGACGCCAUCAGUUCCAGCAGGAUUGUGGCUUACUCUUUUAAGGAAGCAUGACAAGCAGUACAACUGGACCGGCGACGACACGGUGAUUGUCGAGGAUGUCAAGAUACUGGAGAACCUCGACCACUUGCUGAGGGCCCUGGGUCAUGACAAGCUGACCACCGGAAUAUCCUGGAUGUUUAUACAGACGCACCUCUGGGCUGUUUAUGGGGCUCCUUCACUGCGAUUCGGUGGCACAGAGAGAGAACUGGUAAAGAUGCAAGAACGCGGCUGCGUAGAAUACGUCGGAUCUCGUCUGGGGCUGCUCGGCUGGGCAAAGAUGCUUACCCACAGCUACCGCGACAAAGAGGGUGGACAGCACGUGACCAAUUUCUUCCAUCGAAUCAAAGACCAAGCGAAGGGCCUCAUUAGAAAUCUCAGCUGGAUGGAUUCCAAUAGCAAGGAAAUGGUCUACGCUAAGUUGAACAGUAUGUCUUACGUCGUACUUCCAAAUGGAAGCUUCUUCAGCGCGAAAAAGAGGGAGGAACUGUACAGCGCAUUUCCAGACAUGGGCGGCAACACCUUCGUGACGAACCUGGUGAACGCGUCCAAAGUUUUCCAGCGGCUGCGCAAUCAGAAACAUUUCGCGGACGUGUACAACAUUCGCAUGGUUCCGCGCUAUGGUCGGGAGCUUUACCUGUAUUUACCGAACUCAAUGGCAAUCGCGUUAGUGACCCUCAGCCCGCCGAUGUACUACGAGGACGCUACGCUGGCGAUUAAAUACGGCGCCAUCGGUUCCUUUGCAGCUCGACAGAUGGCUAGGGCGUUCGAUGAAAUAGGCGUCACGGUGGACGAUACAGGGAAGCGCCAAGCCUGGCUUGGGGCCGAGGCGGCCGCAACAUACGAGAGAAAGGCAAACUGUGAUGUUCUCGCAGGCUCGGACAGCACCGCAUGGCAUCCGAUGCGAGCGCUGCCUGUUAUGCCAGGGCUAGAGAUUGCUUUCGAGGCCUUCGUUUCGGCCGUGGCGGGGGACUAUCGAGCCCUGAUAGAUUUCAAGGUUCUUCACUUGGAGAUGUUCACCGACCUGCAGAUUUUUUUCCUGGCAUACUGCUACUCCAUAUGCUCUAAGAGGCCCCAAACCAUGCGCGACGAAUGCAACGUCCCGGCCAUGAACUCACCCAUAUUUGCUGAAGUUUUUCACUGCCCCGUGAAAUCGCCUAUGAACCCACCAAACAAGUGCACAUUUUUCGACAGGUGA